Mytilus californianus (California mussel) is the source of this 3346-nucleotide messenger RNA. RefSeq names its product interferon-inducible double-stranded RNA-dependent protein kinase activator A homolog. The coding region runs from base 57 to 1019 and encodes 320 amino acids. The record is from RefSeq and is a predicted model, not a curated record. Lineage: Eukaryota; Metazoa; Mollusca; Bivalvia; Mytilida; Mytilidae. The transcript has 7 exons.
UUCACUUCCUGUCAUUCUCCGGCUUGUGCCAUAACUUUUUAAAUUUACAUUUUAAGAUGGCGAUUCCAGCAGGUAAAACGCCCAUCAGUUACCUUCAAGAAUUGUGCACAAGAAGAGGCAUCACUCCCCAAUAUGAUCUGAUGGCUAAUGAAGGUGCUGUGCAUGAACCAAUAUUUAUCAUGAGUGUAACUGUUGGGGAUAUAGUCUCCACUGGAAAAGGAUCAAGCAAAAAGAAGGCUAAACAUGCAGCAGCUCAAGCAGCUUUAAACAGAAUACUGGGAUUACCCAAUAAUGAAACACCUGAAGUUAUUCCUGAAAAUGACAAUAGCAAAAAUGAGGAUGAUGGUCCAGGGAACCCAGUAGGUGAACUACAGGAGUUUACACAAAAACGCCUCCUGAAACCACCAGUGUAUGAAUUCUCCAGUGAUAUGGGACCACCCCAUGCAAGGGAGUUUUCAUGCUCAGUUAAACUUGGAAAAUACUCUGAGAAAGGAACAGGACGAUCUAAGAAGGAAGCUAAAAGGGCAGCUGCUAUGGCCAUGUUGACUCAUAUAAGAUCAUUGACACAGGACGGAGAAGAACAGGCAGUAAUUGAAGAGGAGGAGGAGGAAGACGACAUCCUCCUGAGUGCCACUGAACUCAGGCAGUCGUACACAGCUCUGAAAGAGGGGAAGAAACGUGUUCCUAUUCCAGCUGCCAAACAGAACAAAGAAAUACAACAGUUUUACAACAAGAUUGCCAAAGUUGACAAGAAAAAUGGCAAAAUAAAAAAUGCUUCGCUCACUGCCCCUUCAACAAACUACUGUCAGAUGUUACAGGAGAUUGCUGAAGCUCAACGAUUUGAAGUUAAUUAUUUAGAUAUAGAGGAAACUAGUCAUUCAGGAUUAAGACAGUGUCUUGUCCAGUUAUCAACAUUGCCAGUAGCUGUUCUACACGGGUCAGGCCAGAAUAUUUAUGAUGCUCAUGCUCAUGCAGCCCACAAUGCAUUGCAAUAUCUCAAACUUAUGAUCAAAUCAUAGCGAUGAAGCCCAGGUUGUCCCAUAGCCUCACUGUGGAUAAAUAAUGUCUUUUGUUAUUGCUGUGCUUCUUUACCUUGUUAUUGCUUUAUGAAAGCAUUUUGUGUUAAUAUUUUAUCUCUUAUUAUAUAUGCCAUUGACUGACCUUGAGGAGGUGAUUAUGAAAGAUAUAUAGAUAUAGGUAAACAAUCUUUUAGCUCUGACAGCUAAAAGCUGAAACACAUUAUUGUUCAAAGAUUAUUGGGUAGAAACUAGUUUUUCAACUAGGAAAUGUCAACUCAAAAAGAUACACAUGUAUGUACACAAAUAAACCAUAAUAAAUUACAUCAUUUUAUGAUGUAUGUGCUUAUACAUUUCUUGACUUGAAAGGAAAACAGAAAAUUUCAAUCUUUUGAAAGUUUAACUAUUGUGUCUUAUGAAAAAUUAAAUGAAAACUGUAUUUGAACUUUUUAGUUUGACUAUUUCAAAAUUUCCUUUUUCAAAUUUUUUAUUCAAUUUGUACCCAAGUUUUAAUACAUAGGCUUAAUAUUUCUUAGGUUGUGUUUAGAAUUGCUUUUAUGCAUACAUAUUUUUUACAUUUCAUAUUUUGUUUAGGUAUUUUGUUAAAAAAUAAUUUAUGUAUAUAUAUGCAAACAAAGUUCUAUGUUGUUUCUUGUCCAUUUUACAGUUUGUACAUUCUUUGCUAGCCUUUAAUACAUUGUCUCAUUCUUAUUCUUGUAGAUAUAUGUAUCUACAGUGGUCUUAGGUUUACUUUCAGGAUCAAUGGAGAUGUCCUGAUUUACAUAUUACAUUAGACAUAGAUCACUACAACUUACACAUUUUGUUUACUAUCAAUUAUUGCUCACAUAUGUUGACAUAACGAAGAAAUCAAAUGUUGACAUUACUUAUAACGGAGGGAUUGAAUAUCGUUUGUAUUGUUUUAUUACUAUUCAUGUGGAAGACUGAGGGAAAUUGUAGCCAUGUAUAAUUUAAUAGUAGUAUUGAAAGAUUGUAGAAAAUUCUUAUGGUGCUAAAUUUAUGAUGAAAUAAUUGUCCAUUUAAACAAUUAAGACACCUUUUUGUCAUCAACUGGCCAUAUUUACAAAUAUGCAGUUCAUUCAUUUUAUAAAUUUUACAAAUAUCUGUGUUUGAAACAUGAUUGCACUGUUAAAUAUUUCAAGAUAUUUUUAAAGGGCAUUUUAAGUUUGUUUAAUACAUAGUUUUGAAUAAAUGUCAUACUAUAAAUGUUGAGAAAGAUAUGCAAGUUUAAAUGAUAAACCAAUAUGACUAAAAGGAGAUGUUGUGUAUAUAUCAAUGAGACAGCAACCUAUUUACAUCCAUUGAUAUAUUUUUAUCACAACUGAGCUAAGUAGUCUAUGUAUGGUCCUCACCAAUAUUUCUAGAGCAUAUCCAUUAAUUCUUGUCUUUUAUAUUACACUGAUUUUAUUCUGUCUCAGUUAAGGUCCAUUUCUUAUAUAUAACUUUUUCUAAGUUUCGCAUUUAUUAAGUUCCUUUUCAGAAAUCAAAUGCAAGUCACCAUUACAUUUCUGACUUUUUAAUACACCAUUUUGAUCAAUCAAGACAGUGUCACAGUGACCUACCUUUUUCUCAGUAUUUUAAAGGAAGGGUGGGGCAUCUUUCAUGUAUUACAAGCAAAUCAUUUAGUUCAAAGAUACUCAUAACAUUCUUAAAUUUAAAGUAACAUGAGAGGGUAUUAAAGCAUUUAUGGGGAAGUAAAAAUCUGGCAAUUCUAAAUGCUGUUAUAAAUUGUUAUUAAUUCAGGUAGAGAUAACAAAAUACUCAUCUUCUUCAUUGCUGAGUCUGUUUAUAAAAGUGUCCAACUAGUCAUUUAGGAGCCAAACAUUUCAAAGAUAGAUCGAUUUCUGGAAAAGGCUUGGUUUACAUGAAUAAAAUAAUUUAAAAAGCUUCACAGGUGAAUUUUAUUUUUGAAAACAUAUGUAUCUCGCAUCAUUCAGAAAAUAAACACCAAAUGAUUUUGUUAGAAAAUACCAACAUUCUCCCCUGAAUGAAUUGUGUAAAUUUUUAUCUUGUUUUUGUAGAUUACUACCAGCAUCGUUGAACAAUUGUUUUGUAUUAUUAUAUAUAAAUAUACAGUAUUUGUACUUUAUGCUAUUUAGCAGUAUUUACAUAGUAACUACUUCAUGUAAUAUUCUGAGUCUUAGAUCUUUGUAGGAUAUCUGGUAUAUUGGUACCAGUGUUAACAAUGAUCCAAGGUUCAGUACACAGAUUGUAAACAUGUUUGUUGUAUAUUUAACAUGAGUGAGGUUAUGUCAUAUCCUGGGAAGAAGGAGAAUUUUUCUAUGUUGUUAUGUAAUAAAAGUUUAAAAAUA